Messenger RNA from Phacochoerus africanus (Common warthog), 1355 nucleotides. RefSeq names its product D-aminoacyl-tRNA deacylase 1 (gene DTD1). Bases 168 to 797 code for a protein of 209 amino acids. Gene Ontology annotation, cellular component: cytoplasm. Gene Ontology annotation, molecular function: D-tyrosyl-tRNA(Tyr) deacylase activity. The record is from RefSeq and is a predicted model, not a curated record. Gene Ontology annotation, biological process: tRNA metabolic process. The transcript is spliced from 6 exons. NCBI's taxonomy places the organism in Eukaryota, Metazoa, Chordata, Mammalia, Artiodactyla, Suidae.
CUGUGGGUGGGCGUGGCCGACGUGGGCGAGCUGCCGACUAGCGGGUCCUGCAGGGCCGCCCGCGCACUUCCUGGUGUCACCCGCAGAGGGCGCCUGUCGCCGCGCCGCCUGGAGAGUCUCGAGGCCGGAAGCCGUCCGGCGCCGCCCCGCUCGCCCCAGCCGCCGCCAUGAAGGCCGUGGUGCAGCGCGUCACCCGGGCCAGCGUCACAGUUGGAGGAGAGCAGAUAAGUGCAAUCGGACGGGGCAUCUGUGUGCUGCUGGGUAUUUCUCUGGAGGAUACACAGAAGGAACUGGAGCACAUGGUCCGGAAGAUCCUAAACCUGCGUGUGUUUGAGGACGAGGGUGGGAGGCACUGGGCGAAGAGUGUGAUGGACAAGCAGUACGAGGUGCUGUGCGUCAGCCAGUUCACCCUGCAGUGUGUCCUCAAGGGCAACAAGCCCGACUUCCACCUGGCGAUGCCCUCGGAGCAGGCAGAGGGCUUCUACAACAGCUUCCUGGAGCAGCUGCGUAAGGCCUACAGGCCGGAGCUCAUCAAAGAUGGCAAGUUUGGUGCCUACAUGCAAGUCCACAUUCAGAACGACGGGCCUGUGACCAUAGAACUGGAAUCGCCAGCUCCUGGUGCUGCCACCUCUGACCCUAAGCAGCUGUCCAAGCUUGAGAAACAACAGCAGAGGAAAGAAAAGACCAGAGCCAAAGGGCCUUCCGAAUCAAGCAAAGAAAGAAGCACUCCUCGCAAAGAAGACCGCAGCGCCAGCAGCGGGGCUGAGGGUGACGUGUCCUCGGAGCGGGAGCCGUAGGCCUGGGACGCUGCUCAGUGCAUUAUCAUUGGGCAGAACUGGAUCCUGAAAAAUUCAUGAAAGAUGCUAGGCACCUACACUACUUUAAGGAUUUGGAACUGAAUCCUGAAAAGGAAGAUGGAAAUAAGAAACUGGGAACCUGAAUAGCCCUGCAAAAAGCAAAAGCAAAACAAAACAAAACAAAAAACACCAAAGGAGCAUUACCACUUUCUGCCGUUGCUGUGGUUUAAUACAGGAAGUGGGUGCUGCCUACCCCCUCUCCCCGAGAAAGGCUGUGUUGGUUCCUAUGAUAUUUUGACUUCUUUCAAAACAGGCUGUCCCAGCAUCAUUCGUCACUGAGUCCUCCUUUCACAGUGUGGUUGGUGUAUUUCUGCGUGUCUCUGACGGGUCCCAAAUGCAUUCAUCCUCUCCAUGUUUUUCCCAACACUGGCUCAGCCAGGGCACAUGUUAAGAUGUAGAGAGAACAGUCAUCAUUGAUAAUGUAUUCGUGAGACCUUUGCAUCUUGUAAAUCUUCUCUCUUUUUUCUAAAAAAGAAAUAAACUCCAACGCUCAACAAA